GAGCAGCACCUGCAAAUCCAAGUGAUGGGCAUCUCCACCUUUGUUCUGGCAUCUCUGGCAACUGUCUUCAUGCGGCAGUACAACUUACUGACGCAGGGGUUCGGUCUUCUGGCGUUUCUGUUCUGUUUCGUUCCGGCGCAGCGCGCGCUGGACCAAGCCUGCCAGGAAGCCGGGCAGAAGGCCUUGCUGCUGUUCCUCAUCUAUGCGCUCCUUUUCGUCCUACAUCUUUGGGGCGAUUCAAAGGCAAUCCCUGGCAUGAUGAACCUGACCGAGGCGGGAACCACACUCGGAUUCCUGCUGAGUUUGGCAAAUCUCUAUGACGCCCAUACCGGCCAGAUGAUUGGCGGUCUCAUGAAUGCCACCUUUGGAAAUGCAGUUGAGAUGAUGGUGACAGUGAAUGCCAUCAAGGCCUUCACGCCUUCGCACAAUUUAGAUGAGGGUUUUUUUGUGCUAAACCCUAAACCCUAA
Molecule: messenger RNA, 468 nt
Organism: Symbiodinium necroappetens
Lineage: Eukaryota; Dinophyceae; Suessiales; Symbiodiniaceae
Source: the annotation of a GenBank genome assembly